AUGUUUACCCGGUUAGUUUGUAUCAGUGAUUAUGAACAACAUGCUAAAUCAGUACUUCAGAAGUCUGUAUAUGACUAUUACAGGUCUGGGGCAAAUGAUCAGGAAACAUUGGCUGAUAAUGUUGCAGCAUUUUCCAGAUGGAAGCUGUAUCCGCGGAUGCUCCGGAAUGUUGCUGAAAUAGACCUGUCGACUUCUGUUUUGGGACAGAGGGUCAGCAUGCCAAUAUGCGUUGGAGCUACUGCCAUGCAGUGCAUGGCUCACGUGGAUGGGGAGCUUGCAACUGUGCGAGCCUGCAGGUCACUGGGAACCGGGAUGAUGCUGAGUUCCUGGUCCACUUCCUCAAUUGAAGAAGUGGCAGAGGCCAGUCCCGAGGCACUCCGCUGGCUGCAACUGUACAUCUACAAGGACCGUGAGGUCACCAAGCAGCUAGUGCAGCGGGCAGAACAAAGGGGCUACAAGGCCAUAUUUCUGACAGUGGACACUCCUUACCUCGGGAACCGCUUUGACGAUGUGCGUAAUAGGUUCAAGCUGCCACCUCAACUCAGAAUGAAAAAUUUUGAAACCAAUGAUUUAGCAUUUUCUCCAAAGGAAAAUUUUGGAGACAACAGUGGACUUGCUACAUACGUAUCUAAAGCAAUAGACCCAUCCAUCAGCUGGGAGGAUAUUAAAUGGCUGAGGGGGCUGACAUCACUGCCAAUUGUUGCAAAAGGCAUUUUGAGAGGUGAUGAUGCCAGGGAGGCAGUUAAACAUGGUUUGGAUGGGAUCUUGGUGUCGAAUCACGGGGCUCGACAACUUGAUGGGGUGCCAGCCACCAUUGAUGCCUUGCCAGAAAUCGUGGAGGCUGUGGAAGGGAAGGUGGAAGUCUUCCUGGAUGGGGGUGUUCGGAAAGGCACCGAUGUCCUGAAAGCUCUAGCCCUGGGAGCCAAGGCUGUGUUUGUGGGGAGGCCAAUCAUUUGGGGCUUGGCAUCCCAGGGAGAGAAAGGUGUUCAAGACAUCCUUGAGAUCCUAAAGGAAGAAUUCCGAUUGGCCAUGGCUCUGAGUGGGUGCCAGAACGUGAAAGUCAUCGACAAGACAUUGGUGAGGAAAAAUCCUUUGGCCGUUUCCAAGAUCUGA
This is a messenger RNA of Puma concolor (puma), 1113 nucleotides long. It is a transcript of the gene HAO1, whose product is annotated as hydroxyacid oxidase 1. The record is from RefSeq and is a predicted model, not a curated record. Gene Ontology annotation, molecular function: oxidoreductase activity; FMN binding. NCBI's taxonomy places the organism in Eukaryota, Metazoa, Chordata, Mammalia, Carnivora, Felidae.